UGUCAACCCACUCGCGACGCACUUGAGCACCGUCAACAUCCCAGAACAGCAAACUUUGACCUGAUUUCUCACCAAGCAAAAACAGUGUGCCUGGAUCUAUCUCGAUUAUCAUGGGUCUGGUGAUCUCCAUUCUCAAAGUGCAACAAAGAUUAAGGCGACAUAUGAAUGGAAACGCUUGGACAUUUGCGACCGACCUCUCUUUCUGAACUCUCCCAUCUGAAGCUCGCGAGGUUUCGACCCUGCCGCACUUGAGCGCCCUCCAUCAAGUCGACGCGUUACGCCGCAGGCAAAGCCCCCAACAUGGCUUCUUUGAUUCGGACAAAGCCACUAAGCGUCUGCAUCAUGCGCUGUGCAGAGGUCAUCCACCAUCUCGAUGAGAUCCCCCAGUUCCAGGAUCUUCAACAGCAGGCCAAGGCCCUUCUCUCGUCCUUAAUGUCCAUGCUGCGCGCAGUACGUCCCACCCAGCUCGACCAACGCCAGCCUGACCCAGCCUACAGUCCUGGCUUGAGUCUCUUGGCCGCAUAUCUAAAUGAGCUCGACAAGACCUGUGGGUACUAUGGGACCAGGGCGCAGACGGAGUGGAGGCUCAGCGAUGAUGAGCGGGCCUUCGUCCUCGGUCAGAUCGGCAACCCUUUCGAAAGACUCGUGGGGGUGCUGUCCCAUCUCGCACAGUCUCUCCAGGCGAUCAUUGAGGAUGGACAAGAGAGCUACCAUACGAGAAUCCAGAAAUUGUGCGAAUGGGCCGAAUCCAUGUUUGAGGGUUGGAACUUCUUCCAAGGAGAGUUCGAAGCUGCAAAGACUCUGGCAGCAGCCUUCUCACCUGCUAGCGAGGGCCAGUCCACCACUGAGACCUUUGUUACUGCUGAUGAGUGGGAAGACAGUUGCAGUGACAAAGUCAUACAGAACCUCGAGCCCCAAAAGGUUUCAGCAUGGGACGAGAUUGGUGAGCAGUUGGCCCAAGAGGGCAUCAUGGACGAUGCAAUCAAGAAAGUCGCCGAGGACCUGAAAGCUUGCGCCCGUAGUCUCGUUCGAGGCGAUCGCCCCAGGACUGAGCCAGUCGAGCGCCAGUCGCCCGAGCGAACUUCGAAGGCGGCACCCGCGGUUACUCCCAAGACGCCCGACCCCAGUUCGAAGAAGACCAAGACAUCUGCGAGUGGCAAGCCCACGCUUUGCGAGGCCUCUGCCACGCCAUCUGCGAAGAAGGCUGCGACAGCAGUGGGUGUGAAGCCCGAAGCACCCAGCUCGGUCUCGGAGGACUGGUUCAACCAAGAUUUUGUCUCGUCAAAGGUGACGACUGUGCUCGACAAGAUCAAGAAAGAUUUCGACCUCUACCUUCCAGAGCUGCUCGUUGUUGCCUUUAAGCAGAAGACGGAGAAAGACACCAAGAACUUCCGCCAGGUCCUGGACUUGGUAAAAACGAUGGCAUGCCACGAUACCGACCGCGCCAGGCUCUGUGCCCGGCUAGCGAAAGAGAUCCAGGCUCGUACGCCAGGCUCGAUCCGGAGAAACGUUGCCUACAAGCACAAGGGGACAAAAUACGAUGGCGAGGGGCCUGUCACGGGAUACCUGCUCGACAUGUGCGCGAGAGAUUGGGACCAUGGGAAAAAUGGACGGCCCAACAUCAGCGUUGAGCACUUCGCACUGGGUCUCUCGCGCUUCAUCGGUGAGCUUGUCAAGUUUGGGGUCUUCAAGACAGAGCACGUCCACACCUAUGUCCGGGCCCAGUGGGGCCCUACGCUGAACAGAAACCAGUUCAUGGCCGUGUACAAGCUGCUAAGGACCACGGGUCCGAUGGUCGACUCGCAUAGCGACACAAGCGACAUGGACGACCACUUCACGCGGAUCGCGGGGCUGGUCAACAAGAAGAAGACGCCGGAGCCAGUCAAAUCGCUGGGACAGGAGCUGCUUGGUCUGAGGAGCUCCGGGUGGAAGUCCAAGCAGACGAAGGAGAUGGACCGGGUGGAGGAGGCAAUAAGGAAGAGGAACUGAGCCGCCGCGUGCGAAGACUGCUUCUGGUAAGCUUGCAUGGCCUUGUGUGGUUGGGCUCACGGGGGACUGUGCUGAUCAGUCCCGAUUCAGAGACAUUCCUUGCCGCGCGAGGCGCGCAUGACUGUAAGCAUGGACGACAGAACAACAGACAAGACUGUGACGACGGAUGGCCACGCGCGAGCAUGCACGUGUCAGAACUCUGGAAAUGUAAGGUGUGCGCUGGUGAACAAAGACAACGCAAUUGUCGGAAGCACAGGCACCUGUGCGAGGCGAACGGGGAGAGUUGUUUGCGUCACGGGCCGAGUUGAUUCGCCAGGAGCAGCGGUUUCUGGUGAGGUGGCAGUGUUUAUUAGUGCUGCGCUGUUGUAGGGUGC
This is a messenger RNA of Diaporthe batatas, 2363 nucleotides long. RefSeq lists its product as uncharacterized. Gene Ontology annotation, cellular component: eukaryotic translation initiation factor 4F complex. NCBI's taxonomy places the organism in Eukaryota, Fungi, Ascomycota, Sordariomycetes, Diaporthales, Diaporthaceae. Gene Ontology annotation, molecular function: translation initiation factor activity; protein binding; mRNA binding. The coding region runs from base 301 to 1989 and encodes 562 amino acids. The record is from RefSeq and is a predicted model, not a curated record. The transcript has a single exon.